AUGAUAAAGUUUAAAGGAGGUUCCAUUUUGUUAUCACACAAUGGAUACUUUAACUUAUAUUUAAAAAAAAUAAGAUGUAUUUACAACAACAUAUACAGAAGGGAUGUGAAUACAUUAAAUAAUUUUAUAGACAUUUUAAGUUUUAGAAAUGAAGAAGAAGAUGAUGAUAUUGAAUAUAAAAAAGUUGAAGAUCUUAGUAAAUAUAUAGAAGUUAUAAAAAUGAAUAAAAGUUCUAUGAAUGAAACAAAAUAUUAUGGAUAUAAUUUUAAAGAUGAAAAUAAUUUUUUAGAUGAACAUGGUAAUAUAAAAGAAUAUAUAAAUAAUGAAAAUAAAAAAUUAUUAGAUAAAAAUUAUGAAAAAGAAUAUAUACAUAUCCCACCAUUUGUAUUAACAAAAUUAUGUGAAUAUGCUUUUAAAGAAAUAUUAUUUUUUUUGAAUAAAAAACAUUUAAAACAAUUACAAAAUAUUUUACAAGAUAAAGAAUCAAGUAAAAAUGAUAAAUAUGUAGCUAUGACAUUAAUAAAAAAUGCAAUCAUAAGUUCUGAACAAAAAUUACCAGGAUGUCAAGAUACUGGAACUGCUAUCAUUUUAGGAAAAAAAGAUGAAGAUAUAUUAACCACAUAUGAACAUAAAUAUCUUACCAUAGGUGUAUAUAAUGCUUAUAAAUAUAAUAAUUUUCGUUAUAGUCAAUUGUCACCAUUAAAUAUGUUUAAUGAAAUAAACACAAAUAAUAAUUUACCUUGUCAAAUUGAAAUAUAUACAAAUAUUAAAAAAGAUAAAUCACAUCAAAAUUAUCAAAAUUAUGAAAACCAUCAAAAUUAUCAAAAUCAACAAAAUUAUCAAAAUCAACAAAAUCAUCAAAAUUAUCAAAAUCAACAAAAUCAUCAAAAUUAUCAAAAUCAUCAAAAUUAUCAAAAUCAACAAAAUCAUCAAAAUUAUCAAAAUCAUCAAAAUUAUCAAAAUCAACAAAAUCAUUAUCUUAACCAUGUAGAAGAUAUUCAAAAUAAUAAAAAUGUAAAACAUAUUAAUCACAUAUCAACAAAGAAAUCAAAUAAUGAACAUCUUUAUCAUGGUCCUAAAUAUGAACUUAUUUUUAUAGCUAAAGGAGGUGGAAGUGCAAACAAGACCUUUUUAUUUCAACAAACCAAAAGUAUAUUAAAUGAAGAAAAUCUAUAUAAUUUCCUAUUAGAUAAAAUUAAAGAAAUAGGUACUUCUGCAUGCCCACCAUAUCAUCUAGCAAUUGUUAUCGGUGGUUUGUCAGCUGAAAUGAAUUUAAAAAUGGUAAAGUUAGCCUCAUGUAGAUAUUUAGAUAAUUUGAAAACAGAAGGAGGAAUUUAUGGAAAUGCUUUUAGAGAUAUACAAAGUGAAAAAAUUAUUUUAAAAAAAACUCAAAGUUUAGGUAUUGGUGCACAAUUUGGUGGAAAAUAUUUUGUACAUGAUGUUAGAGUUAUUAGAUUACCUAGACAUUCUGCUUCUUGCCCUAUAGGUAUAGGUGUUUCAUGCUCAGCUGAUAGACAAAUAAAAUGUUUUAUUAAUAAAAAUGGUGUUUUUAUGCAAAAGUUAGAACAUGAACCAAUCAAAUAUUUACCUGAAAUUACUUUUAAAGAUUUAAACCAAGAAAACCCUGUUAAAAUUAAUUUAAAUCAAAAUAUGGAACAAACAUUAAAAACAUUAUCUCAAUAUCCAACCUCUACAUUAGUACUCUUAACAGGUAAAUUAGUUGUUGCUAGAGAUACUGCACAUAAAAAAAUUGUAGAUCAAUUUAUUAAUGAUAAUGUUCCUAUUCCUGAAUAUUUUAAAAAAUAUCCUAUUUAUUAUGCUGGACCAGCUAAAACACCUGAUAAUUACCCAAGUGGAUCCUUUGGACCAACCACAGCUGGACGAAUGGAUGCCUAUGCAGAAAUUUUAAUGAAAAACAACGCAUCACUUAUAUCACUAGCAAAAGGUAAUAGAUCCUCUGUUGUUAGAAAUGCUUGUAAAAAAUAUAAUGGAUUUUAUUUGGGCAGUAUAGGAGGACCAGGGGCCAUUUUAGCUAAAAAUAAUAUCAAAAAUGUGCAGGUCAUUGAUUUUAAGGACUUGGGCAUGGAAGCUGUUCAUUUAAUUGACGUCGUUGACUUUCCUGCAUUUAUUGUGAUAGAUAACAAAGGAAAUGAUUUUUAUAAUCAAUGGUUACCAUCAUAA
Plasmodium adleri (nom. inval.) is the source of this 2181-nucleotide messenger RNA. Its product is annotated as fumarate hydratase, putative. The transcript has a single exon. Gene Ontology annotation, molecular function: hydro-lyase activity. The record is from RefSeq and is a predicted model, not a curated record. NCBI's taxonomy places the organism in Eukaryota, Apicomplexa, Aconoidasida, Haemosporida, Plasmodiidae. The coding region runs from base 1 to 2181 and encodes 726 amino acids.